GGUGAUUUUGCCCUUUCCAGUUGGUACGUCGGUCCAACCAUAGAUGGCCGCAGUGACACUGACAAUUAUCCAGGAAAUUUGAAUAUGAAACGUUAGGAAUGAGGUAGGGAAAAUGGAAAGUUUGGGAGAAGUGGACAUUGGCAAUUUGCAGGUUUUGAUUGAUAAUUACGAAUUUUUGAUACAGGAUUUAACGAAUGGGAUUCAAAUAUUUCAAAUAGAAUACAGUGACCUUAGCGAAAAAGUUAAGAAUGUUGUGGUUGAAAAUGAUAAGCUCUCAAGGGAAAUUACCAACUAUAUCAGUAAAGAGCAGCAAAACCAGAGUGGUGAUUCCAAUAAACCGCAAAUCAUAGAAAAUUUGAAAAUGCAGCUAAAUUUGAUUUCGACUGAAAAAGACUACGCGAUGCAACUUUGGCGGAAUGCAAUUACCAUGAUAGAUAAUUUAGAAGAAGAGCUUAAAACGUAUCAAGAGGUCAAUAAAAAUUCUAUUCCAAGAUCGGAGGCUAUACGGUUGAAAAACGAAUGUGAGGGUAAAAUAAAGAGUCUUCAAGAUGAACUGGCACUGACCAGGGCAGCACUUUCCAAAAACGACUUCUUCAAUAUCGAAAAAUCAAGAAGCGACUUCUUGACCAAAGAAGAUUCGUCUACCAAAAUCAUAAAGAAUCUGGAGGAGGAAAUAUUGGCGCUGCAACAACGACUGAGCCAGUCGAACCAAGUUAAAGAAGAACUGAGCAAGACGAUAAACAAACAGAACAAAAAAAUAAAAUCGUUAGAAGAUAGGAACAAGGAGUACGUAACCAAGGUGAAUGAAGCUGUUCAAGUGGUUGAGGCGGCUUGUAUAGAGAAGGAUUUCGCUCUCAUGAGGGAAUUAGAAUCGAAAGAUGAGAUGAGCAAAGUGUCCAAAAGUCUUCUAGAAGCGAUAGAAAACGCGGAACUUAAACUGAAAUCGGAAGUAGACCAGGUAAAGUCAGAUUUCAACACGAACUUGAAAACCGUCUUGGACGAUCUAAAAAAAGCCCACAGCGAUUCUGUCGUGAAACAGAACGAGAUAAACACAUACGCCAAACAGUGCGCCCUUCUGGAGAACGAGAUAGAGAGACUGCAGACCAAGAGGGGUAGAACCGAAGAGGAAGAGGACGGAAAUUCGAAACUCCUGAUACUGGAGAAGAAUCUGGAGAAAACCUUCCAAAAGUUGCUGACCUCGGAGAAGGAGAACAUAAUCUUGAACGCCGAAACGUCUAGAUUGAGGGCUGACAUGAACGAUAUGAUCCGAAACUUCGAAAAUGACAUCAAAUCUAGGGAGAUCGAGAAGACGAGACUGAACAAUAAGAUUGCGCAAAUGAAGCAGGAGAGAGUGGACGGGGAUAAGAAAUAUUUCGAACUGUUGGAGGAACUGGAAGGUAUGAGGUCGAAGUUGUUGGAAAUGAAACGGGGUUUCAAGGAGGAGAUGGAGCAGAAGCAAAACGAGAUUCGAUUGUCCCAUUCGGAGGAGAUCAACCUCAUAAGGAGAGAAAACGAAACGAGCCUCAAAGAGCUGGAGGACCAGUUGGAGUCGCAGAUCGAACUGAACAGAAGAUGGAGGUCGGAGACGAAAAUUAUCGUGGCGAAACUAGAGGGUCAGAUACGACGUCAGAGGGACAUAGUGAAGCGGUUGCAUCGCGUGGUUUGGAACCUGAAGAGGAAAUUGAAGGGAAAGAGGAAAGAUAAGAAGAUACAACCCGAUUUGACGGUGUUGACGGAUGCUUCGCAGAUCGAGACCAAACCGAGAAGGACGGGGGAUACCUGAUGUUGUCAAUGUUGUAAUUGUGAUAGGCGUAUAAAAAAUAUUUUAUAAUAAAGUUUAGGUGGAUUGGUA
Molecule: messenger RNA, 1852 nt
Organism: Coccinella septempunctata (seven-spotted ladybird)
Lineage: Eukaryota; Metazoa; Arthropoda; Insecta; Coleoptera; Coccinellidae
Product: desmoplakin-like
Exons: 7
Coding region: 113-1783 (556 amino acids)
Biological process (GO): cilium assembly; clustering of voltage-gated sodium channels
Cellular component (GO): centriole
Source: RefSeq, a predicted model, not a curated record